Messenger RNA from Meloidogyne enterolobii, 446 nucleotides. NCBI's taxonomy places the organism in Eukaryota, Metazoa, Nematoda, Chromadorea, Rhabditida, Meloidogynidae. The record is from the annotation of a GenBank genome assembly.
UUAUUACGGACUUUGAAAAUACUAUGGUUCUUGCAGCACAAAAAGUUUUCCCAGAAGCCCAUAUAAGUGGAUGUUACUUUCGAUUUGCUCAGGAAUUGUUUAAAAAAUGGUCUGAAUAUAAUCUUGGAGUUAUUUAUGGAAAUGAGAAAAGUCAAGCUGGAAAUAUUGCGAGGAUGACAUUUCGACGACUGAUUUGUCUUGCGCUUAUUCCAAUGGCUUAUGUUAACCGUGCAUUCUACAAAAUUGUUGAAGGUGCCAGACUUUCACAACUGGCAGAAUUCUUCUUUUAUUUCAAACAAACUUUUAUUGGACUGACAGAGCAGGAAUUUAGAAUGAAGGCAGCCGCUUUUGGAUCAAAUUUUGGACAAAAUCUAAUUUAUUCGGGACCUGAGGAGGAACACGUUUAUGAAGGUUUUUUAAAGUAUAAAAUAUUGGGGAGAUUUUAG